This is a messenger RNA of Closterium sp. NIES-65, 1254 nucleotides long. The record is from the annotation of a GenBank genome assembly. NCBI's taxonomy places the organism in Eukaryota, Viridiplantae, Streptophyta, Zygnematophyceae, Desmidiales, Closteriaceae.
AUGGGGACGAUCCUCAUGGGGACGAUCCUCAUGGGGAUGAUCCUCAUGGGGGCGAUCCUCAUGGGGGCGAUCCUCAUGGGGGCGAUCCUCAUGGGGGCGAUCCUCAUGGGGGCGAUCCUCAUGGGGGCGAUCCUCAUGGGGGCGAUCCUCAUGGGGGCGAUCCUCAUGGGGGCGAUCCUCAUGGGAGCGAUCCCCAUGGGGGCGAUCCUCAUGGGGGCGAUCCUCAUGGGGGCGAUCCUCAUGGGGGCGAUCCUCAUGGGGGCGAUCCUCAUGGGGGCGAUCCUCAUGGGGGUGAUCCUCAUGGGGACGAUCCUCAUGGGGGCGAUCAUCAUGGGGGCGAUCCUUAUGGGGGCGAUCCUUAUGGGGGUGAUCCUUAUGGGGGUGAUGCUUAUGGGGGUGAUGCUUAUGGGGGUGAUCCUUAUGGGGGUGAUCCUUACGGGGGUGAUCCUUAUGGGGGUGAUCCUUAUGGGGGUGAUGCUUAUGGGGGUGAUGCUUAUGGGGGUGAUCCUUAUGGGGGUGAUCCUUAAGGAGGUGAUCCUUAUGGGGGUGAUGCUUAUGGGGGUGAUCCUUAUGGGGGUGAUCCUUAUGGGGGCGAUCCUUAUGGGGGCGAUCCUUAUGGGGGCGAUCCUUAUGGGGGCGACCCUCAUGGGGGCGACCCUCAUGGGGGCGACCCUCAUGGGCGCGAUCCUCAUGGGGACGAUCCUCAUGGGGACGAUCCUCAUGGGGAUGAUCCUCAUGGGGGCGAUCCUCAUGGGGGCGAUCCUCAUGGGGGCGAUCCUCAUGGGGGCGAUCCUCAUGGGGGCGAUCCUCAUGGGGGCGAUCCUCAUGGGGGCGAUCCUCAUGGGGGCGAUCCUCAUGGGGGCGAUCCUCAUGGGGGCGAUCCUCAUGGGGGCGAUCCUCAUGGGAGCGAUCCCCAUGGGGGCGAUCCUCAUGGGGGCGAUCCUCAUGGGGGCGAUCCUCAUGGGGGCGAUCCUCAUGGGGGCGAUCCUCAUGGGGGCGAUCCUCAUGGGGGUGAUCCUCAUGGGGACGAUCCUCAUGGGGGCGAUCAUCAUGGGGGCGAUCCUUAUGGGGGCGAUCCUUAUGGGGGUGAUCCUUAUGGGGGUGAUGCUUAUGGGGGUGAUGCUUAUGGGGGUGAUCCUUAUGGGGGUGAUCCUUACGGGGGAGGUGAUCCUUAUGGGGGUGAUGCUUAUGGGGGUGAUCCUUAUGGGGGUGAUCCUUAUGGGGGUGAUCCUUAUGGGGGUGAUGCGGAGAUAA